AGGUACGCGCUGCUGCCUCUUCACACGCGCGCACACGCACACGCACACCGUCUCGCUUGUUUUCUUACCCAGCGCUGAAUGUGAGACGUCAGCGUCACCACCGCAGCCCGUAGACACACACAGCCUGCGGCCACACGUUUUACCACCGCGUCUGGAAGAGGCGAAGCCCGGAUAGCGCAACAUAUUGGCACGCGAACAUUUCCCCGCUGCGUAAUGUUGUCUUGCGCCACUCCAUGACAGUCUCGCGUCGCGCACAACGUCUUUGCGCAUCCCACAGCAGCGGCGUUCUUCUCAUCUCGGAAUUGCUGAAAAUACUAUAAGACAUUACACGACGCUUAAUGCACCGCGCUAGACCUGCUAUGACCGCAGGGGUUCAAGGAAUGGCUCGCUGGGGGUUGUGUGGGGUUUUAUUCGGGCUGCUGAGGCUCAGCUCGGCUUGUCCUGUGUCGUGCUUUUGCAAUGCCUCGAGGAUCUCGUGUAUCGACCAAGAACCAGGCAUCGAGGAUUUCCCUGUCUUGGUGCCGGAGUCUGACAUGGAAAACAUUACGGACAUAUACAUCUCAAAUCAAAAAAGGCUACUUACAAUCAAUGAGGACCAUAUGAAGUUCUACUCAAAUCUCAGGAAUUUAACAGUGACCAAUACUCACCUGACAUAUAUAUCUACGAUGGCCUUCUUCAACAAUUCCAAACUUCAAUAUCUGAAUCUCAGAGACAAUAACUUAUCAACACUCUCUUGGAGAGCACUUCGUAAUUCCAACUUGUCGACUUUGUUGCUCUCCGGGAACCCUUUACAAUGUGAAUGUAAGAACAUCUGGAUCAAAGUCUGGUUGGAUGACAGUGAGAGAGAGGGCCUGCAGUGUCUACAGGAAGGAGGAAGUGCAAAAGCCCUCUCUAGACUCACUCUUAAUUCAUGUGAGUAUCCACGUGUCGAGGUUAUCCCUGCUGUUGUCAAUCAAAUGGCAGGAAGUGAUGCUACAGUGAUGUGUAGUGUGUCUGGAGCCCCGACCCCUGAGCUCUCCUGGAGCUUAAACUCCAGCGAUCCUCCUCUCUCAACCAGCCAUGAGAUUUCUCACAAAAUGGAGCUGCAGUCUAUUCUGACUCUAAGUGGACUUUCACCUGAUGACAACGGCAGAGAACUCACCUGUAGUGCCGAGAACAUUGUGGGCCAGACUGAGGCUUCAGUCCUUCUCAAUAUUCUUUUUCCCCCUACUAUCGUGCAGCUGUACCAGCCCGUGAGGAACCAGGACUGGUGCAUCCCUUUCACUGUGACGGGCAACCCGAGGCCUGAUCUGCACUGGUACCACGAGGGGAAGCUGCUGGAGGAGCAGCAGUACAUCAAGACCGAAAUCCAUGAAAUCACGGAUACGGAGUACCACGGCUGUCUGCAGCUGGACAUUCCCACUCAUAUCCAUAACGGCAUCUACACGCUGGUGGCUAGCAAUGAGUUCGGAGAGGACAGGGGAAACGUGUCGGCACACUUCAUGCACACACCUGAUGAGGACCACUCAGGGACAGAGGGAGUGUUUUAUUACGACACAACAUUUAGUCCAGAUACCCCACCACUGGAGGACAAAGUAGCGGUUUACAUCGUGGUUGGAAUAGCUGGGGUUGCUUUAACUGGAUGUAUCCUGAUGUUAGUUUUCCUCAAGUAUGGCAGAAGCUCCAAGUUUGGUAUGAAAGGCUCUUCAUCUGUCAUUAGUAAUGACGAUGACUCUGCCAGCCCCCUCCACCACGUUUCCAACGGCAACAACACGCCAUCAUCAUCGGAGAUGGGCCCAGAUGCCGUUAUUAUCGGAAUGACAAAGAUUCCAGUCAUUGAGAACCCCCAGUACUUCCGUAACCCCGGCAGCAUACUGAAAUCGGACACUCUCGUCCAACACAUAAAGCGACACAACAUUCUGCUAAAGAGGGAGCUUGGAGAAGGGGCUUUUGGGAAAGUGUUCUUGGCUGAAUGUUACAACUUGUCUCCUGACCAAGAGAAGAUUUUGGUGGCUGUUAAGACUCUGAAAGAAGCCAGCGAAAGUGGGCGAGCAGACUUCCACCGAGAGGCAGAGCUCCUGACCAACCUGCAGCAUGAGCACAUUGUCAAGUUUUAUGGCGUGUGUGUAGAAUGCGACCCUCUCAUCAUGGUGUUUGAGUAUAUGAAACAUGGAGACCUCAACAGAUUUCUCAGGGCUCAUGGUCCAGACGCGGUGCUGAUGGCAGACGGACAGCACAGUUUGCUGGUGGAGUUAACUCAGCCUCAGAUGCUGCACAUUGCUCAGCAGAUAGCAGCAGGCAUGGUGUAUCUGGCCUCACAGCAUUUUGUGCACAGAGACCUGGCCACACGCAACUGCCUGGUGGGAGAGAACCUGCUUGUCAAGAUAGGAGACUUCGGCAUGUCCAGAGAUGUGUACAGCACCGACUACUAUAGGGUGGGUGGUCACACCAUGCUGCCCAUCCGCUGGAUGCCCCCAGAGAGCAUCAUGUACAGGAGAUUCACCACAGAGAGUGACGUGUGGAGUUUGGGUGUGGUCCUCUGGGAAAUAUUCACAUAUGGCAAGCAACCCUGGUACCAGCUCUCAAACAACGAGGUGAUCGAGUGUAUCACACAGGGUCGGGUGUUGCAGAGACCUCGUACUUGCCCCAAAGAGGUGUAUGACCUGAUGCUGGGCUGCUGGCAGAGGGAGCCCUACAUGAGACUCAACAUCAAAGAAAUCCACAACCUGCUCCAGAGCCUGGCCAAGGCCUCGCCUGUUUACUUGGACAUCCUGGGCUGAUCCGUUUGCCAGUAUGGGUGUGUAAUUGUUAGCAAGAAAAAGUGUGUGAAUGCGUGGUAUAAAAGGAGUAAGGGAUGGUUUCGAUUAGAAUGAGUGAUUGUGUGUGUGUGUGUGUGUGUUUAUUAAAAAUGGCUUGUGCUUCAGACUUCUCACCACAUAGACUAAAGGCCUUAAAGUUGACUGUGUGCAUUGCUUUGAGUUUUUCCACAUCUGGACAUGUCCAUAUCUGUCAAGCAUCAUGUUUUCUAAAAACCCCAAAUGGUCUACAAACAGAAACAUCUGAUUGUUGUAAAUAUGCGUCAGAGACAAUGUAGACCUUUUGUUUAACAACCUUUUAGAAAAAGGUCAUUUGGUUUAGGAAAGUUUAUAUUUGUUUUUCUUUUACCAUUUGUUUAUCGAGAUGGACAGAAUUCGGACUUGAUGAGGACCCAGUCAUUAGCACAACGCGGUCAAAGCCCUGGCGACAUUCUGGCAGACUUUACGCAAAUCGCAAUACUAUUUAUACCGCAAACUAUCGAGUAACAAUCAUGGAACUGCCAGAUUCAUGUUUCCUUCCUUUUUUUUUUUUUAACACAUCUGAUCUAAUUUUAGAUUAAUCUGUGCCAAGUUUUGAUGUCUAAUGUUGAGGUUGAUGAAAGGCGUUUUUGGACAUCUCAGUGCGUGCGCCCCAUCUUACUCAGUGCGAACUUUGUAAUAGAAGCACAGCGACAAGACUUUUUUUUUUUUCUUCGGAAGAGGCUUGAGGUUGGACACCGAGUGUUUGGAGUGAGCACAGAGGCAAAGUCACCAGCAGUGGCAUUGAAGUAUUUCCUCAGACUUUGUUUGGCUCCCUGGCCAUAUGCGCUGAAGUUCUGAUUCAAAGGGCACUUGUCUCUCUAACUGAGGUUCGAAGAACAAUGAGAGAGAUGUUGUUCUUGUGUCCAUCAGUGGUAACACGUUAGGGUGCUUACACACUAGAAAACACUCUGACCGGACGCUUGAUGAAUUGAAUUGUGCAAGAGGGUGUGGAAAGAGCCAGCCUGGAUAAUUCAUCCAGGAUAUUUCCCUGCCUUCGGCACGAGAGGCUGAGAUAGUUUCCAGGAUCCCUACGACUCUAUAUCGGAUUAUGGAUGGAUGGAAAGAGCCAGGACUGUUUGAAAUAAAGCAGAAAUACAACCAAUUGGAUUUCUGAAAGCACAACUGGACCCACCUCCCUGGGAUUCUCAGUAGUCAACAGAGUGCAUUCCAGCCAAAGUACAAAUUCCCUCCACUUUUGGUCACAUAACGGAGCAUCAAAAUCAACAAAUUCCCAGCAUUCUUUGACAUAGCGUAAACUAGUGUGUAGGCACCCUUAAUUGUUGUCAUGUUGCAAUUUGAUGGACUUUGCCUUUGCGAAGACUGAAGAUUUCUUUCUUACCUGUUCCUGGGAAGUAUAUCCAUAGAUGUUGUCCAUAACAUAACAGGCCUGCCUGAACAGCUGGAUUUCAUUUGAGCUCGGAUUAUUCAUCAUUAUCCGUUUAUGUAUCAACUGCGAAAUAACUGCUAAAUAAUCUGUGUAUGUGAUAAUCUAUGAUCGAUUUGUUUUGAUGUAUUGUGGGCCGUUUCAAAGCGAUGGGCUUGGUGGGCACUGUGAAGUGAAUGUUCAUGUGAGGAUGACUCGAGUCGGACUGUCCCUGAGGUCACAACAGGAAGACCCUAUGAAGGGACCGUCCCGAUUCAAACUGUGCGUUUCAACCCCGCCAGACAAGUAACCAGAGGAGGACUGCCAACCAACAGGGUUUAUUUAGACUACAAAUGACUGAAUGGCAACUAAAAUUUUUAUUUUCAUAUGACAUUGUAUUCAGACCCCUUCGUUUUUUCACGUUUUGCCGUAGCCUUAUGCUAAAAUGUGUUUUCAGUCUACUCUCCAUACGGCAUAACGACAAAGCAAAAACAUCUGUGAAAACUGCAAAUUUAUAUAAAAAAAUAAUAAUA
This is a messenger RNA of Sinocyclocheilus rhinocerous, 4712 nucleotides long. Its product is annotated as BDNF/NT-3 growth factors receptor-like. NCBI's taxonomy places the organism in Eukaryota, Metazoa, Chordata, Actinopteri, Cypriniformes, Cyprinidae. Gene Ontology annotation, biological process: cell surface receptor protein tyrosine kinase signaling pathway; positive regulation of phosphatidylinositol 3-kinase/protein kinase B signal transduction; protein phosphorylation. The record is from RefSeq and is a predicted model, not a curated record. The coding region runs from base 339 to 2759 and encodes 806 amino acids. Gene Ontology annotation, molecular function: ATP binding; brain-derived neurotrophic factor binding; brain-derived neurotrophic factor receptor activity. The transcript has 18 exons. Gene Ontology annotation, cellular component: axon; signaling receptor complex; plasma membrane.